This is a messenger RNA of Cucumis melo (muskmelon), 1285 nucleotides long. RefSeq lists its product as uncharacterized. Bases 391 to 1125 code for a protein of 244 amino acids. The record is from RefSeq and is a predicted model, not a curated record. The transcript is spliced from 4 exons. Lineage: Eukaryota; Viridiplantae; Streptophyta; Magnoliopsida; Cucurbitales; Cucurbitaceae.
UGGGGUCCCAAGGUUUGAGAGUGGACCGGCUUUCUCUCCCCUUCGUGGGACGAAAGGGCGAGGGAGAAAGAGACGAUCAAAAACUGGGAAGCGGGAAUCGCAGAAUUUGGCACACGAAAAUGCAGCGCCAAACUUCCCCACUUGCCAACCACAGAUCAGUGUCCGUACAUCCAUCGGGGGCGCUGCACCCGCCCCUCUACUACAAAUGAAAUCCCCCACUCGCUUUCCAAGCCGCGCGCCGCUCACUCAUUCACUCACUCGCCACUCCCCAAUUGCUCGCGCCGUUUCUUCUUCCCGCUCCUUAAAUCCCUAAAAUCCUUUCCCUUCUACACUCCGACUUUCUCCCGUUCAACUCUUCCACUCUACAUUUAUGAUUUCUUGAGCUCAAUCAUGGUUGUCAAGUCCCGGGUACUACGUUCUGCUGCCAAUGGAGAGCUGCAUUCUCCAGUAACUCCCGAGGAGAAGCCGAAACGCUCUAAAGUAGCCGCGCCUGGGGGAAAGAGUGCUAAAGCUGCCGCACCGGAGGGAGAUGCGGAACAGCCAUCUCCUUCUCCUAUGAGGAGGACUAGUGCUCGAAUCAUAAAGCUGAAGGCUGAGAAGGAGCUUCUAGUGCGUCAAAGAGUAGAGCUCCUUGAUGAACCCGGCAGUCGCAGCAAAAGGAAGAAGACGAACAGUCAGGUAAAAAGUAAGCGUAAUACUCCAAAUGUGAAGGAUGAGGUGAGGGAAGAUAAGGGCGAAGUGGUGGAAGAUAAGGCCGUUGUUGUUCCGGUAUCCAAAGACGUCACUAAAUUUGAAGACGGUGAUGCGAGCAAACCUAUGGAAGUGUGCGCGCCAGAAAAGAGGACUGGGGACGAUGCUGGUCCGGGUAAUAUGGUUGAGAAGAGUGACCAUGUCAAGGUGAAGGAGACUCUCAGGUUGUUCAAUAAGUACUAUCUUCAUUUUGUACAGGAAGAGGAAAAGAGGUGCAAAAAAGCUGAAGUAGCUCAAAAAGCUCCCAAACAGUCAAAAUCUAAGAAGAAGGCCCCUGUAGAAGACACAAAAAACAAGUCGAAGCGACCAGAUUUGAAGGCAAUUUCUAAGGCAAGUUGUAAUUGCACACAUGAGCCUCAAGCCUCUAGCAUGUGAUUUUGUUUGACUGAUUUGUUGCUUUGCACGUUAACUUACUGUAUCCCGCUCUAGGAAGUAGAGAAGUAUGAUUCUUUCUUUUGGAACUAACAGAAAAAAACCCCAGUCUGCUCCCUAUAAUUUCUACAAUUUCUCAAUGGUAUAAUAAUGUCUGCUUUGG